Molecule: messenger RNA, 2071 nt
Organism: Entelurus aequoreus (snake pipefish)
Lineage: Eukaryota; Metazoa; Chordata; Actinopteri; Syngnathiformes; Syngnathidae
Product: protein downstream neighbor of son homolog
Exons: 12
Coding region: 162-1886 (574 amino acids)
Biological process (GO): nuclear DNA replication
Cellular component (GO): nucleus
Source: RefSeq, a predicted model, not a curated record
AUAACAGCUGCUCUGAUAUCUGCCAAUAAAUACACGAGAAGAAGAAGACGGCGAAGAAGAAAAAGAAGCGCCAGAUUUGUAAACUACCGACGAGCGUGUGGAUUAUUGACAUAUGUAUCGUAUCAUUUCAAAAAUAUUCGAUCCAGUAAAUAGUUGACAAAAUGUCUGACGCGUCAGGCUAUUCUCCCAGCUUCAAGCGACCUUCGGAAAUCAUGCGAAUGCGAAGGAAAAGAGCGCGGAGCGAAGCUUCUUCUUCCAGCCCGAGCGGAGCCAGCGGACAAAGCUCGUCGUCGUCGCCGUCAUGUCGGCCCUUUGCUCCCGGUCCUCUUUUUAACAAAGUGGCUUCAGUGAAACGCAGGAACCCUUUCGCCAACAUAAACAACACAUCCACUCCCAGCAAGAGGCGGCUCAUUCACGACGAAGAUGACAAGAUGGCGACGACCGAAACAGAAUAUGUGGACGAGGUGUCAUUGCUGGAAAGACUUGGACGACAGGAAAAUUGUUCUCCUGGUUCUGAAGAUGACUCUCUGUUUGAGGAAAGCGAAGGAAACGUUGAAACGCCGCUGCUGUUGAAGAGUCUGCAGGCCAUUGCUCCUCUCUCCAUAGAAGCUUCUCUCUGCUCAGAGUAUCCACCUGACUGGAGCUUGAAGACCCGCCUCCUCUUUUCGUCUUUGCGGUCAUUGUCUUGGUCUGAGCAGCCCAAAGCUCAAGAGGAAGCAAUAGGGCUGAGUCAGCACUGCCGAACACAAUUCAUCACUUUACCUCACAGUCUACAGGAUCCAAGGUCUUGCAGUGAGCUCCGCUGUGCUUUUCAGCAAAGCCUAAUCUACUGGCAGCAUCCCAGCCUGCCAUGGGUGCCCUUGUUCCCCAGGAUGAAUGCCAAUAGAAGGUUCACAGGCACAAGCGCCCCCUGGGCACAAGACGCUACCCUGCAGCAGAGUCUGAUGAAUGAAUGGUCAGCCAGUCUGUCGUCGCUUUACAGUCUACUAAAGUCCAGGCUGUGUCCUUACUUCUAUGUGUGCGCUUAUCAGUUCACAGUGUUGUUCAGGGCAGCAGGUCUGGCAGGUUCAAGCAGCAUCACUGCUCUGAUUUCUCCCACAGCUAGAGGCCUGCGGGAGGCAAUGGAGGCUGAAGGCAUCGAGUUCAGUAUGCCUCUCUUGGAUGAAAGGAAGAAGACCAGUGAGCAACAGAAUCCUUGUAAGGAGCAGCAGCAAGAGUCAGAGCAUGAGGACUGUUGGGAUGGAGGUGAAGAUGACAAUGAAAAUGGAGGCAGCAGCCUCUCCUGGCUAAAGCAAAUAGGAGUCCAGGACAAGAUCAAGAAUCCAGACCGUGUGUCCAUGCAACUUCGCAAGGAGAGCCAAGCGGUGAGUCUGGACCACAAGCCUGAAUCUGUGCUGUCCAUAGAAGGACCGCACACCUUCACGCUCAUCAACUUCCUCAUCAACUGCAAGAGCAUCGUCGCCACGGCCGGCUCUCAGGCGGGACUUCCUCCAACAUUGUUGGCGCCACUCGCUUUUAGAGGCGCUGCCAUGCACUCACUGAAGGCUCGUUGUGUGAACGUCAAGAGCCAGGUUGGUUCUACCUACCAGAACGUCAGCUGUCUGGAGAUAGCAGGACCCAUUCUGCCAUCCUCUCUUCACGCCAUAACCACCUUGCUUGGACCCGCGCAGAAAGGAAACUUCUCAGCCACUCUCCAUACUCACACGCCAACAGCCAUCAUGAACGUGCACAACCCCAAGCAACAGUGUGUAAGCGGGACGGCGGACCUUUCUGCAUGUGGCCUUCAUCCCGCCUCCAUCCAGCAGCUGCAGCAAUCCCCCAGCCUCGGCAAGACGGCGCUCAUGCAGAUCACCAUGGAGGACUACAGCUACACUUGGAAGAACUGACGUGGUCCUAGUUUGUUUUCAGUGUGGUUUUGUUGCACAAAAUAAAGUGCACUUAGGCAUAAUACCUGCUAUACUAUGCACUGUAAAUGUAAUAUUUUGUGUUUAGUGUACAAUUGCUUUAACUUAUGUUUUUAUUUUUGUAUAUUUUAAAUGUAAAAAAAACAAAAAUAAAUAGUUUUCUACAG